Messenger RNA from Exophiala dermatitidis NIH/UT8656, 3246 nucleotides. RefSeq lists its product as uncharacterized. Gene Ontology annotation, biological process: vacuole organization; intracellular protein transport; vesicle-mediated transport. Gene Ontology annotation, cellular component: endosome; HOPS complex. The record is from RefSeq and is a predicted model, not a curated record. NCBI's taxonomy places the organism in Eukaryota, Fungi, Ascomycota, Eurotiomycetes, Chaetothyriales, Herpotrichiellaceae. Gene Ontology annotation, molecular function: protein-macromolecule adaptor activity. The transcript has 2 exons. The coding region runs from base 86 to 2983 and encodes 965 amino acids.
GGUCGUUCAACCGUCAACUCAGUACCAAGGCAUAGCACGAUACCGCCUGACGACAAUGUCAUAGUCCCCCAUCCACACAGCGCUCAUGGCGCUGAACCUUGACGGCGGGUAUGUCGCUCCUGGCAUAGCCCAGGGGAGCGUCGAGAACACCUUGCCCAUAUUCAACGUUGAGCGAGUCCAGCUUCAGUUCAACAUCGCCUCCGAUUUCGUGGCCGGCCAGGUCGCCAACAAUGUUUUAAUUCUUGCCCUUGCUACCGGGCGCAUUCUCCGAAUAGACUUGGAAAGUCCUUCGGAUAUUGACGAUGUUGAUUUACCAAAGAAGACCAGCGAAGUCGGUCUUAUACGGCGCAUGUUCCUCGACCCUUCGGCAUCACACCUAAUCAUCAGCACUACCCUAGGGGAAAACUUCUAUCUACAUAGCCAGUCGAAACAACCCAAAGCUUUGUCGAGGUUAAAAGGCAUAUUAAUCGAAUCCAUCGCCUGGAACCCCUCGCAGCCCACGGCUUCAACACGAGAGCUUCUGGUUGGAGCAGCAGACGGGAACAUUUAUGAGAUCUAUAUCGAGCCCUCGUCCGAGUUCUAUCGGCGUGAAGAACGGUACUCGGCACACGUCUGGAAGAUAUCCGAUGGCGCGGUAACAGGUCUCUACGCCGAGGCCCUGGAAGGCAGACCUGAACUGCGACGGGUGAUGGUGGCGUCUCGGUCCCGUUUGUAUCACUGGCUGGGCAAGACUGGCGGAAGAGGGAAAGAGGGUUCGGCGUCGAUAUACGCCGAUCUCUUUUCCAAGGAAGUCCCUGCCAUACACGAAACCACUGGAGCCAAUUCGGCAGCACCGUCAUCUUUGUCCGUGUCGCCUGAGCCGCAGGACCCGGGAGCAGAUCCUGAUCGCAGUUUUGCCUGGCUGUAUUCCCAAGGCGUCCUUACCGGCAAGCUUUCGACCUCGCCGUUGACUCCUAACCUCGGCUCGAAGAUAUUCAGUGAGGCAAAACUCCAUCCACGGUCCAUAUUUCCUGAGACCACAUCUGCUCGAGGAGGAAGGAAACUGAUACAAGAUCCCAUUGUCUCUGCCAUCUUGUCGCAGUGGCAUGUUUUGGCGUUUGCCGAGGGCCGCGUGGUCGCAGUGAAUCGUCUCGACGGGAGCGUGGUGUACGAUCAGGCCGUGCUGGAACCUGGCCAGAGCGCACUGGGCCUGGUGGCCGAUAUCAAAAAGAACACUUACUGGCUGUUCACCAACCAAGAGAUUUACGAGGUGGUGGCGACCGAUGAGGAACGAGACAUCUGGAAGAUCAUGCUGAAGAAUCAGGAUUAUGACGCCGCCCUCCGAUAUGCCAAGAGCGCCGCACAGAGGGACUCGGUUGCCACGGCCUCAGGUGAUUACCUGGCAGGUAAGGGCCAGUACCUGGAGGCGGCCAGUGUAUGGGGGAAGAGUAGCAAAGCAUUCGAGGAGGUCUGCUUGGCCUUGAUCGAUAACGGCCAAGAUGAUGCGUUGCGCAAGUACUUGAUGGCCAAAUUGGGGUCAUACAAGAAAUCCUCUGUCAUGCAACGGGUCAUGAUAGCGACAUGGCUGGUGCAGAUGUUCAUGGCCAAGCUGAAUGCUCUCGAUGACAUGGUGGCCACCAAGGCGGAGCUGUCCGAGGAUACCGAUGCCGGAGGUGCAAAGCGAGACCUGGAGCAAACUCGAGCCGAAUACCAAGACUUUGUCACCAAACACAAAUCGGAUCUGGAUGCGCAGACAGUAUACGAGGUGAUUUCGAGUCAUGACCGAGAAGAGGAGCUUCUGUUUUUUGCGCACAGCAUCGCGGACUACGACUACAUUUUGUCGUACUGGGUGCAACGGGAAAAAUGGAACGAGGCGCUGGCGGUGCUCAACAAACAAAGCAAUCCCGAGACAUUCUACCGGUACAGCAAUGUACUGAUGACCCAUGUCGCCACGGGGCUGGUCGAGAUCCUGAUGCGACGGAGCAACAUCGACCCGACCAAGAUGAUCCCGGCGCUUUUGUCUUACAACGAGAACAACGCCAGCGUCCCAUUGAACCAGAACCAAGCAGUGCGGUACUUGAAUUUUGUGGUAUCCAACAAUUUCGACGUGCCGGCUUCCGUGCACAACGCGCUCAUCUCGAUCAUGGCGUCACAUCCUUCGCCCUCGGAAAGCUCAUUACUGACCUACCUCGAGAGCCAGCCGACUCCUCCGCUGUACGACGCCGACUUCGCAUUGAGGCUGUGCAUCCAGAACAAGCGGGUCCAGUCGUGCGUGCACAUCUACAGUGCAAUGGGACAAUACCAACAGGCAGUCGAACUAGCCCUGGAGCACGACGACAUUGAUCUCGCGGCCAUUGUGGCCGAUCGGAUCGAGGACAACGACAAAGUGCGGAAAAGGCUUUGGUUGUUGAUUGCGGAGAAGAAGAUCAAAGAAGCCUCGCCAUCGAUCAAGGAAGCCAUCGCAUUCCUAAAGCGGUGCGAGCUGCUCAAGAUCGAGGACCUGAUUCCCUUCUUUCCGGACUUUGUCGUCAUUGACGACUUCAAGGAGGAGAUUUGCGAGGCACUCGAAGAAUAUUCUCGCCACAUUGACACCCUGAAGCAGGAAAUGGAUCUUUCCCAACACACCGCCGAGCAGAUCAAGGCCGAGAUUUCUGCCUUGGACCGUCGCUACGCCAUUGUCGAGGCCGGCGAACGCUGCUGGAUCUGCACCAUGCCUGUCCUGAGUAGGCAGUUUUUUGUUUUCCCCUGUCAACACGCCUUCCAUAGUGAUUGUUUGGGCAAAAGGGUGCUCGAGACCUCGGCCGCCGGCAAAAGAAAAAGAAUCAAGGAUCUGCAGGCCCAGGUCAGCCAGGGUCUCAGUGUCGGGGCGCAACGAAUGAAACUCGUCCAGGAACUCGAUGGCCUUGUCGCAGAUCAGUGUGUCUUGUGCGGCGAGCCUGCCAUCAAGUUGAUCGAUGAGCCUUUUGUCCAUGACGAUGAUGAUGUCAAUGCUUGGGCUAUAUAGGUUACAUGCUAGGUAGUGUAGUACCUGGUAUAGUGUACCCAAGGCAUGUACAGAUGUAUGUAUCUAUGUGGUGUAUUUGUUCGUGUAAUACAUUUUGUGGUUGUUGUGGGACAUACUUUCUCAAUUCCUCGGUUUCAUGAGUGAAAGGGGUUACCCCGAAACGAGUGAACCAGACCAGGGGCAAUAUCUCAUGUGGCAAACAUACAAACCAAUGAAUGCAUUGAUUUGUUUAUUUCUCAUCCAUACUCCUACUCCCACUCGCA